AUGAGUUUUAGAAGUUAUUUGCAAGAGAACGGUCGCUGCGUGGACACAUUCGAUUACGUUGGCCAUUACCUCAAGGAUGAUUUGUACUACCCCAACCAAACGACAAAAAUUGAAUUUCGUGACAAAGCAGCCUGCAAACCAAUCGGUGAUUCACUUACUUCAUACAACAAAUGUAAAACGUUGGUCGGAAACUGGUUGGAGGAAAGAAACGAUGUCCGAUUUUUGCGUCAGGGCGAACCGAUCUGCGGCGAAUACUCACAUCUCUACUGCACCACAUACGGCUCGAGUUUCAACAAAAAACCGGUUUACCGAGUUCCAAGCGGACUUAAAAACUUCGUUAGUUAUCCAACGAAGCGUCACGGCGUCGUAUAUCCAAGCCAUCAACCGGAGUUGGAUCUUUCCGAUCCUGGAUAUUACCACUGGAGCACCACUUAUCUCCAGGAAUUUAUCAAGCAUCCCUAUAGCAAGCGAGUUUGUGUACCUUCAGAAUGUAAAACGUCACCAGGCAAUUACAAAUGA
Molecule: messenger RNA, 519 nt
Organism: Helobdella robusta
Lineage: Eukaryota; Metazoa; Annelida; Clitellata; Rhynchobdellida; Glossiphoniidae
Exons: 1
Coding region: 1-519 (172 amino acids)
Cellular component (GO): nucleus
Source: RefSeq, a predicted model, not a curated record